AGCUCAGUCACACUGAUUAUAAUUUUGAUUGUCAUUCCGCUCGAAAUAAAAAGGUAUUUUCUCGAGUAAAAGCAGUAAAAAGAAGAUAUAAAUACGCAAUGGAUCUGGAUUUGGCACGCAACCUGCCACGCGCUGGCUUCAACUUUGACAACUGCAAGCGAAAUGCGACACUUCUGAGUGGGGGUUUCAAGCCGCCGACCACAACCAAAACGGGAACCACCAUUGUUGGCAUAAUUUACAAGGAUGGUGUGGUCCUGGGAGCCGACACCCGCGCCACCGAGGGUCCCAUUGUAUCUGACAAGAACUGCGCCAAGAUCCAUUAUCUGGCCAAGAAUAUAUACUGCUGUGGUGCAGGAACUGCGGCCGACACCGAAAUGACUACCGAUCUCAUUUCGUCCCACUUGGAGCUGCACCGCCUCAGCACCGAGCGAGAGGUGCGCGUGGUGGCCGCCAACACCAUGCUGAAGCAAAUGCUUUUCCGCUACCAGGGUCAUAUCAGUGCUGCCUUGGUGCUGGGCGGCGUGGAUAAAACUGGGCCCCACAUCUAUUCCAUUCAUCCUCAUGGCAGCUCCGACAAGCUGCCCUAUGCCACCAUGGGGUCCGGAAGCCUGGCCGCCAUGUCUGUGUUCGAGAGCCGCUGGAAGCCCGACCUGUCCGAGGAGGAGGCCAAGUUGCUCGUACGCGAUGCAAUCGCGGCUGGUAUUUUCAACGACUUGGGCUCGGGCUCGAACGUUGAUUUGUGCGUGAUACGCAAGGACAGCGUGGAAUAUCUUCGCAACUACGAGCUAGCCAACAAGAAGGGUAAGCGCCAGUUGGACUAUCGCUUUAACAUUGGCGCAACACAAGUUCUCCAUUCCACCACCAAGGACAUGCACAUCACUGAGCGCAUCGAGGUGGUGCCCAUGGAGACGUCCUAAGGGAGCUAUUAGUUUUCUUUGCUUUCGCAUACUUAUUAUAAAACCGAAAUAAGAUUUUUUUGUGGAUUGGUUCAAUAAAUGGAGCAAUGCUUCAAUUUAA
Messenger RNA from Drosophila subobscura, 1017 nucleotides. RefSeq names its product proteasome subunit beta type-7 (gene Prosbeta2). Lineage: Eukaryota; Metazoa; Arthropoda; Insecta; Diptera; Drosophilidae. Gene Ontology annotation, cellular component: proteasome core complex. The record is from RefSeq and is a predicted model, not a curated record. Gene Ontology annotation, molecular function: threonine-type endopeptidase activity. The coding region runs from base 99 to 917 and encodes 272 amino acids. The transcript has 3 exons.